AUGGAUCAACAAUACGUCUCCAAUUUGGAGCAAUUACUCGCAGCUAUCACGCAGCCCAACUCUGCGUCUCUGAAAGAGGCCACCAAAGUCUUGCAGUCGCAGUUUUACAACCAACCUGCCUGUUUGCCAGCGCUUCUGCACAUCUUGCAGAACAGCUCCGAUAACGGUAUCAAACAAUUGGCAGGUGUUGAAGCCAGAAAGCAAGUUCCACAACACUGGGGUCAGCUAGAUGCCGGCGUGCAGACUGAGAUCAAGAGCUCUAUUCUCAUCUCGGCCUUCAGUGAGCCCAGUCAAGUGGUGCGUCAUUCUAGCGCUAGAGUGAUUGCGGCCAUUGGUAGCGAAGAUCUUGGCGAGAAGAAAUGGCCAGAUCUCGUUCCUAGUCUGGUUCAAUCGGCCUCUGGCUCGGACCCCAAGGCCAGUGAAACCGCUCUUUUCGUGCUUCUGUCUUUAUUGGACAACAUGGAACCAGAGCUCACGUUGUACAUUGGCGAUUUCUUGACGUUGUUCGGAGUUACAAUCAAUGAGCCAAACACGCUCGAGGCCAGAUCUUUGUCCGCGCAAGCCCUAAACCAGGUUUCGAGCUUGAUCGAAGACGAAGGCGAGAUCAAUCCUGAGUACGCCGCGAGGUUCGCCGCGCUUAUCCCAUCUGUCGUUAGAGUCUUGGAGGAAACCAUCAAGUCUGACGACGCUGUCAACACCAAGUUGGUGUUCAACUGCUUGAACGAUUUCCUUUUACUUGACUCUCAACUUACAGGAGGCAGCGUUGUGGACUUGAUUUCUCUUUCUUUGCAGAUCGCGGGCAAUUCCAACAUCGAUGAAGAGGUGCGUGUUUACGCCAUUCAGUUCGCGACUUCUGCGCUUUCUUUCAGAAAAUCAAAGGUCAUUCAAGCCAAAUUGGGCCCACAAAUGACAAUGACUGCUUUGAAGGUGGCAUCAGAAGAGAUAGAUGUUGAAGAUGAGCUGAACAACGAAGAUGAAGCUGGCGAAAAUGAAGAAAAUACUCCAUCUCUGACUGCGAUUAGACUUUUGGCUUUUGCCUCGUCGGAGUUGCCACCAUCUCAAGUUGCCGUGCCAAUAAUAGAAAGCCUGCCAUCUAUGCUAAGCUCUUCUAAUCCAUUCGAAAGGAGGGCCAUUCUUUUGGCCAUUUCCGUUGCGGUGACAGGUUGUCCUGAUUAUAUUCUUUCUCAAUUGGACAAGAUUAUUCCUGGUACUAUUGUGGGCUUGAAGGACUCAGAAGCUGUGGUUCAACUCGCCGCCUUGAAAUGUAUUUCUCAAUUGACAACCGAUUUGCAAGACGAAGUCGCCAAGUUUCACGAAGACUAUUUACCACUUAUCAUGGGCAUUAUCGACUCUGCCAAAAGUGUCGUUAUUUACAAGUACGCUACCGUGGCUUUGGAUGGUCUUUUGGAGUUCACAGCCUUCGAGGCGAUCUCUAAAUACUUAGAGCCCUUGAUGAACAAACUUUUCCACAUGUUGGAAACUAACACGUCUUCAAAGCUCAGAGCUGCUAUCGUUUCUGCAAUUGGUUCUGCUGCUUUCGCUGCAGGGUCCGCAUUUGUACCAUACUUCAAGACUUCCGUUCAAUACUUGCAACAGUUCAUUGCCAACUCUGGUCAAAUUGAGGGUUUGUCUGAUGACGACAUUGAGUUGAGGGCCUUGACUUUCGAGAACAUCUCAACUAUGGGUAGAGCUGUCAGAUCUGAAGCCUUUCACGAGUUCGCCGAACCACUGUUGAACUCUGCAUAUGAAGCUAUCAAGACCGACUGUGCCAGGCUAAGAGAGUCUGGAUAUGCGUUCAUUGCUAACAUGGCCAAAGUGUAUGGCAAGGAUUUCGCUCCAUUUUUGACUACCAUAUUGCCUGAAAUUUUCAAGACUUUGGAACAAAAAGAGUACCAAUUCAACUUUGACGGUGAGGCUGAGGAGCUAGAGAACCUUGAAGAGGAUGAGCUACAACAGAAAUUCAGUGUUAACACUGGUGUUUCUUACGAGAAGGAGGUCGCUGCUGCUGCUCUAUCUGAGUUGGCCAUUGCUACAAAGGACAGCUUUUUGGAGUACGUUGAACAGUCUUUAAAGGUUUUGAACGAGCAAGUCGAAGAAUCAUAUGGUUUGAGAGAAACCGCCUUGCAUACCAUUUGGAACAUUGCAAAAGCCGUUGUGCUGACCGCCAAUGUGGAAGAAGACAAAUAUCCCAUCGGCGUUCCUUCCAGCUCAUAUGUUGACAGCAUGGUUCUUGCAGUGGUGCAGAAUGCCAGAAUCACAUCGUUGGAAAACCUUUCUGAGGAGUUUGAAACCUCGAUGGUCAUUACUGUUAUGGAAGAUUUUGCUGAAAUGAUUAAGAAGUUUGGCCCAAUUGUGGUUAUGGACAAUGGCGAUUCGUCCUCAUUAGAAAGACUUUGUGUCGAAGUUAUGAACGUCCUUAAGGGUACUCACGCAUGUCAAACCAUCGAUUACGAGGAAGACAUUCCAAAGGACGAAGAUGGAGACGCUUCCGAAACAGAAGCUGCUCUUCUAGACUGUGCCCUCGAAGUCUUGGUAAGCUUGUCUUACGCUCUUGGUGCCGAUUUUGCCAAAAUUUUUGACAACUUCAAACCAGUGGUUUUGAGUUUAUUCCAAUCCAAAUCCAAAAACAAGAGAUCGGCUGCCGUUGGCGCCAUUUCCGAAAUUUCGGAAGGUUUAAAAGAGGCAAAUCCAUUUGUUCAAGAUAUGCUCGAAGCUUUGAUCGUGAGAUUGACCACCGACAAAUCUUUGGAAGUUAGGGGAAAUGCUGCCUAUGGUGUAGGUCUGCUUUGUCAGUACACUACCAUGGAUGUUUCUGCCAUGUAUGAACCUGUCUUGAGAGCCAUGUAUGAGCUUUUGAGCACCGCCGAUCAAAAGGCUUUGACCGCUGAAGACGACGAAGCCACCAGAGAGAUCGUGGACCGAGCUUUCGCGAACGCCACUGGCUGUGUUGCGAGAAUGACGUUGAAAAACGAAACUUUGGUACCAUUGGAACACACUCUCCCAGCGCUCUUAAAUCAUCUACCUUUAAACACCGGUUUCGAAGAAUACGAUCCGAUUUUCAAGCUCAUCAUGAGGCUUUAUGAAUCCAACAAUAAUCUCAUAGUCAAUGAAACACCAAGAGUCGUCGAAUUUCUCGCUAACGUUUUCGCCAAAGAAGACGAGAGAAUUAAACUCGAAAGAGAAUCUACUCUUGGAAGAGAGGAAAACCUAGACAGAAUGAAACAAUUUCAAUCCAAGGAACUCCAACAAAGGGUCAUUGAAUUACUCAAGUACUUGAACACUACUUUCAACGGAGUAGUGGCUCAAAACGAAAUGUUGGCCAAGGUUAUUGCCUAA
Messenger RNA from Lachancea mirantina, 3336 nucleotides. NCBI's taxonomy places the organism in Eukaryota, Fungi, Ascomycota, Saccharomycetes, Saccharomycetales, Saccharomycetaceae. The record is from the annotation of a GenBank genome assembly.